ACUGACAACUCAUGGGGCCCCCGGGCAAUAGGGGAUCAUGGGGCCCCUGUGUCCUUGCCCAAACUCAAAAAAGCCUUUGAAAAAUGUACCAGGGGCAUCUCAUGGGGCCCCCUACUGACCCCGGGCCCUCGGGCAGUGCCCGAGUUUUCAAAUGGUCAGUCCGCCCCUGGUUGAAGCGAUGCAUUUAAAUUUAGUGAGGCUGCGACACCGAAGUCUAUGUGACUAUCAAUCACUUUACACCUCACAUGUGUCAGUGUUU
Staurois parvus is the source of this 259-nucleotide messenger RNA. NCBI's taxonomy places the organism in Eukaryota, Metazoa, Chordata, Amphibia, Anura, Ranidae. The record is from the annotation of a GenBank genome assembly.